UAUGGGUGUUUCUCCAGAAACUUGUCCACUCGCUGUCUCAGAGCAAUAUUUUCAUAAUAGGUAUAGAUUAUGUAAUAAGUCGUAGUAAAUCUAAAAGAUAAUGCCCUGAUUUAUCUCUGCUGGCAGUAAAUCAUUAUUAAAACAAUUUUUAAUGUAUAUUUAAAAAUUUUAAAGCACUCAAAAACCAGUCCCCUGGGGUGUCUCCAAAACAGAAAAGUCACUUAAAGGAAAAGUAGUUAUGACAAUAUCUGUAAAAAACAAAUAACUUGUUAAAUUAUUCAAACAACAUUAAGCAAUCGUUCAGGAGAGAUGCUUAUUUUUUUACAAACAUUAUUUGGAAUAAUUAAAAAAUAACAUUAAAAUGUGUCUCCGUAUUUCGUGAACAUUCCCCUGUGCAUAUUUUAAAUUACGCGCCUCUUUUUCCAAAAGGUUAAAAUAUGUUCUACUUGAGCGUAACGAAACGCAACCGAUCUGAAGUUUGCUCAGAUGCCGCCAUUAGCUUUCGGGCGCCAUUUUAUUUAGUGCCGUACACGCGUCCAUCUGCGAAGCACGCGCCAUAACCUCAAAUCCAACAGUCCUCUGGUAUUUUUCGUGUGUUUUGGGUGUACGGUAUGGCGCCGAGGAAGAAAAAGCUUUCUAGGGAAGAGAUUUUGCAAAGAAAAAGAGAAGCUGAGCGAAAAAGAUAUGAGUGUAUGAAAAACGAUCCGCAAAAACGGGAAGCACUUAAAGAGAAGGAACGUCUUAAAUACCUUAAGAAAAAAGAAAAGGGAACUAGGAAGCUUGUUGACAAUAUGACACCUCGUGAACACCGCGAAGCAAAAAAGAAGUGGAGAGAGCAUUGCAGCAACUACCGUAAUAAGAAAAAACAAUUGAAAAACAUUGCUACAGCAUUCAUGAGGGAAAAUACUCCAGAGACUGGUGUAUCAGAUUCAUUGCGAAUGCCAACACCUGGACGCGAUGUUGCUGACAAGAUUCAAAAAAGGAAGAACAGAAACAAAGCACUGAGAUACCGGAUAAAUAAGAAAAAAGAUGAUGAAAUUAAUAAACUAAAGAAAAAACUAUUUAAAUAUAAGAAACGUUUAACAAGAUUGACGGAGAGAACAAAACCAAAACCUAAAGAUACUCCUAACACUAAGUUACAGAAAAUGAUAGAUAAUCCAGAAACCAGAAGAGAAGUGGUAAAAAAGGCGCUUUUUGGUGAAGUAUUAAAAGAGCAAUUACGAGAAAAUUUGUCUAAUUUGAAUACUGUAAGAGAAAAGAGAAUGCUAGCAAAAGUAGUUUCAGGAUCGAUGGUUGAUAAAUAUAAACUAUGGCGAAUGGAUAACAAUGCUGUGAUAACCCUCAGACGAAUAAAAAAGUCAAAAGUUACUGGAAGACUGGCAGGAAAAACGAAAGUAUCCGAUGAAGUUUUAAAAGCAGUUGCAAAUUUCUUCGAAGAUGAUUCUAACAGUAGACUAGGAGCAGGAAAGAAAGAGUUUAUCACUAGAAAGGGGACCCGGAAACAAAAGAGAUACAUGCUUGAUUCAUUAGUCGGCCUAUACAGCAAAUAUCAGAAACAGAAGAGCCAAUUCAAACUAAGUUAUCAAACCUUUUGCAGACUCAGACCAUUUUGGAUUGUGAAGCCCAAAGUAGAUCAGCGUGAUACUUGUUUGUGCAUUACACAUGCAAAUAUAGACCUAAAAUUAACAGCUCUACAUAAUGGCAAAAUACUGAAUUAUAAUAGCUAUCAAAAACUGCUUCAGGAACUGUGUUGUGACCGAUACAAUGAGCAGUGUAUUUCCAGAGAAUGUCAGAAAUGUCUUAAUAAGACUCCUUCUUACAAGGAAUUCAACGACAAGAAGUCAAUCAUUUAUAAAAAAUGGAUAGCUGAAAAAGCAGAAUUCAUUGACCCGAAAUCCAAAAACACUCGCCGAGUAACCAAACACAUUAAGAAGUCUCUUGAUGUAAAUCCUCGCUACCUGAUCACAGAAUUACAUGAAGAUCUAGAGAAAUUAUUUCGCCACGAAAGAAAUAUUUUACACCAGUUCGAUUCAAUAAAGCAACUUAAAAACUCACUGACAGAAGAAGAUGUACUAAUUCAUGUAGAUUUCUCAGAAAAUUAUGUAACAAAAUACGCCCAAGAAAUUCAGGCUUUCCAUUUCGGCGGGUCACGUACACAGAUUAGUCUACACACGGUUGUAGUAUACCUGAAAGAUAAAAUAAAAAGUUACUGCACAAUCUCUACAAAUGUAUCUCACUCUCCCGCUGCGAUUUGGGCUCAUCUGAUGCCAAUUUUUGAUGAUUUGCCACCCGAAAUCAAAACCCUGCAUUUUUUGAGUGAUGGUCCUGUAACCCAAUACAGGAAUAAAACGAUGUUUUACAUUAUGGCUAAUAAAAUCCCCGAGCGAUUUCCACUUGUGCAAAAGUUCACCUGGAAUUAUACGGAGAGCGGUCACGGCAAAGGCGCACCGGAUGGUGUAGGAGCUGCCUGCAAGAGGACUGCAGAUGCCGUGGUUGCUGCUGGAGGUGAUGUCGAAAAUCUAGAGAAGUUUGUGGAUGCCAUUAAACCGAGAUGUCCUGCCAUUAAUUUAAGUAUUAUACAAGAUGACACGAUUCAAGAAAUGAGUGCUAAAAUCGAACAGGAAGGAUCCAAGAUAAAGAAUUUUGUCGGCACCCUCAAAGUGCAUCAAGUCACUGGAAAAUUCUAUAAUUCUUCGGGUAUAAAACUAAAUUCCAUUGAAAUUGUGAUGAGACAUCUCAGCUGCUUUUGUGAAAAUGAUUCUUGUCUACAUUUCAAGAUAGGAAAAAUAUUGUAUGAAGAUAUGCAAAAACUACGUGUGGAAGAUGUGUUCACUGACUCAGAAACAGAGAAUGACGCUGGACCUAGUUGUAUUACUACAGGAAAUGCUUUCAACACUGGUGAUUACAUCCUUGUCAAAUUACCUGCCAAAAAUAUGGAAUAUAGAUAUGUGAGCGUUAUUGACAUCAUUGAUGAAGAAGAGGAUGAACUGCGUGUCACCUUUCUAAAACUGUGUGAUAAAAAAGGUCAAACAUUUAGGAUUGAUCAAAUGGAUGUGGCGGAUGUUGCAAUGAACCAAGUCAUAGAAAAACUGCCUAAUCCUAAUUUGCUUAUGAAAGGUAACCGAAUUUUUUACAAAUUUGAUUCAUGUGUAAAUGUCUUUGAACAAAAAUAACAGUUGAAUCUAAUAUAAAAAAAUCUAAAUAUGUUCAUUACAGAUGAUUGAUAUGAUAAGACUGAUUAGUAUUCAGAGAAAGACUUUUAUGUUUUAGUCACUUAAUAAUUUUAAUUUUGUGAUAUCAAGUGAUACUCAAGUUGAUUUGUUGUAAGAGUAAAAUUAUUAAUAAGACUGUUAAAAACAAAGACUAUAGUUAAUAUUGUUGAUUUAAUGUUUAAUAGCCUAAUACCUAAGGUUUGUUUUAAUAUUCUAAUAAUAAAAAGACUUACAUUUUGUAUUAAAA
Molecule: messenger RNA, 3459 nt
Organism: Spodoptera frugiperda (fall armyworm)
Lineage: Eukaryota; Metazoa; Arthropoda; Insecta; Lepidoptera; Noctuidae
Exons: 2
Coding region: 612-3173 (853 amino acids)
Source: RefSeq, a predicted model, not a curated record